This is a messenger RNA of Haplochromis burtoni (Burton's mouthbrooder), 2135 nucleotides long. RefSeq names its product motor neuron and pancreas homeobox 1 (gene mnx1). The transcript is spliced from 3 exons. The record is from RefSeq and is a predicted model, not a curated record. Gene Ontology annotation, biological process: central nervous system development; endocrine pancreas development; neuron projection morphogenesis. The coding region runs from base 87 to 1031 and encodes 314 amino acids. Gene Ontology annotation, molecular function: DNA-binding transcription factor activity, RNA polymerase II-specific; sequence-specific double-stranded DNA binding. NCBI's taxonomy places the organism in Eukaryota, Metazoa, Chordata, Actinopteri, Cichliformes, Cichlidae. Gene Ontology annotation, cellular component: nucleus.
CAUAACUUUUGAGAGGUGGGGAAACGGCUGUGGCUUCUCCUUCAGUCUGAGCAGCAGUGGCGAGAAGGACGCGCACCGGGUCACCGAUGGAGAAAUCCAAAAACUUUCGCAUUGACGCACUUUUAGCAGUCGAUACACCCAAGGCGCAGACCUCGCCGCUGGCGCUUGUCACUUCCCUGUCUUCCUCCUCCUCCAUCCCAUCGUCUGGAAGUGUGGCAGCCGCGGAGCUGACCACCAAUGCCGAUUCUUUACGCGCCGACACGCCGUCUCCGCCGAGGAUUCCCACCUGCGGGUUGAUUCCCAAACCGGGCUUCCUCAACAGCCCGCACAGCAUGGUUGGAUUACAUCCACAGAGCACAGCAGGGAUUCCAGCACAGGCUCUCUACGGUCAUCCCAUGUACACCUACUCGGCUGCUGCGCUUACAGGCCAACACCCUGCCCUGUCCUACUCCUAUCCACACGGCUCUCAUCACCACCACACCAGCGAUUCCAUUAAACUGACAGCCAGCACCUUCCAGCUGGACCACUGGCUCCGGGUCUCCACGGCCGGGAUGAUGCUCCCCAAAAUGUCUGACUUUAAUUCUCAGGCGCAGUCCAACUUACUUGGAAAGUGCCGAAGACCAAGAACUGCAUUCACGAGUCAGCAGCUGCUGGAACUGGAGCAUCAGUUCAAAUUGAAUAAGUACCUGUCAAGACCAAAGCGCUUUGAAGUGGCCACCUCCCUCAUGCUGACAGAAACUCAGGUUAAAAUCUGGUUCCAGAACAGACGCAUGAAGUGGAAGAGAAGCAAGAAGGCAAAAGAGCAGGCCGCCCAGGAGGCCGAGAAGCAGAAAGGUUCCAAGGGCGGCCAAGCGAAAUCAGACGGACUCGAACAGUCGGAUUAUCACAGCAAGACGGACUCAAAAAAUGGCAGAAUAAGAGAUUUCAGGGACAGUGACGACGACGAAGGCGAAAAUUUCCUGUACAACUCGUCAGACUGCUCUUCGGACGACGAGAGGAAUCACAACAGUGACAUAAGUCCGCAGCCUUGAAGCUUGGAGCAAAAGGGCGAAGGCGGCGUUUUCCAUUUCUAGUGACUCUGGGGGGGCUUUCGCUGUAAAAUGCAGUUAGAUGCAUGUAAUCCAACCUCUAAUCACCUACUUGGAAUUGUGGAGAUUUUUGUUUUUGUUAUGAAAAUAAUAAAAUGUAGGUCAAGAUUAGACCCUCGUGUCAUAAACAAGCAAUAAAGCAGAAGAUUUGCGGUUUAUAUCGUGCAGCACCCGGCUAUAGGUAAAACUGUGACGUAGCCUAUUGCAUGGUUAUAUGCAAACGCUGUAAACUGGCUCAGGAUUUUGCAAUAUCCACCUGCUGUGAUGGUUAGUUUAUCAGCAAUAAUCUUUCAAUUAUAUCCUAUCCUAUAUCCCUUACACUUAAUAGUGGCUCUUUUAUUUUUGUUCUUUGUGAUGUUUUACUUCCUCGGUGCCAUAUCACACUGGAAAAAUGUUAUGUUUAUUUUUCUAUCUGUAUUUAUAAAACGUACAUAUAAUACAUCUUACUUAUAAUACAUCUGCAUGCUAAAUUAUUGUUUAGCGUCUUCGCAAACAAUGUGAAAUAAAGUGUUUUGGGUUUUUUUUCCUAUAUAAAACUAUUUUCUUUCUUGCAAACGCACUCCCUCUGAUUUAUGAUUUUGCUCGCAGUGUGUUUCCGGACAGAGGCUUGUGUUUUCCUCCUUGCUCUGACAGGUCGGGUCAUGGGAAUUACUGUUAAUAGCGCUGUCAGAUCUGUGCAAACGUGCAGUGUGAGCAAACAGCAAGGAGGCAGUCAGACGGAGGAAACAUUUCACACCACACUAGCAAUGGGCUCGUAUUAAUAAAGCGUUUUAAAGGCGUGUUAAGCGACAAACUUGGCUGCUCAGGCACUAUUUUCAGUACUGAAAUCAUUCAAACUCAUAAACUCAGCUUAACAAAAUAUAAAUAAUUGACUAUUGACCUCACAGGAUGCGCGUUUGUGGAAAAUGGGCAGUAUUGGUGCAAAUAUUUUGAGCAAUAAUAAUUUAAUAAUAAGAAUAUAUUCUAAUCCGUGUAACAUCUAAAUUCCAUGAGCUAACAGCUAUAAAUUGUAAGCAUAGAUCAUAUAUAUAUGUGUGUGUGUGUGUG